GAAGUCUGAGACCGCGGCCACAGUAAUAGCAGUUAUCCUUAUCCUACCAACAUUUCCUGCAAGGACUAACGAGUGGGGUCCCUGAGUAACAGGACUGCAUAUCAUGUGACACGGAAAUACAGUUUUGGACCAGUGACCAGUCAGCCCAUUCCUGAUGAUUUAUUUGGAUGAUAAUUAAUAAUGUUUGCCUCUAAGGUUGUCUCUCGUCUCCGAUUAUUACGUAAAGCAACUUGUGCACUUCAAGCCCAUGGAGAAAUUCUGAAUGCAUGUCUCCAACCACUUCCUGCUUUCUCUUCUUCACUACAACCAAAACUGAGAAACUACUCAACAGCGGCAGACAACACAUCUCCUCCACGAUGGAUCCAACUUGAGCCGGAACUGGACGAAGCUCUUGUGCCACGUAAACUGUCAGUAAGUCCCCUGGAGAGCUGGCUCUCCCUGCGCUACUCCCUUCCUCCCCUGUUGGAGUCUCCUCAGCCACAGGAGGACGUUGAGCUGCUGGAGGAGAAGGUGCUGCCACCCAUUACCGUCCCAGUUUUGGAGGACGAGAACAGUUCAGCAACACCCCUUAGUUGUAAGAAUGUUCUAGAGAUCCGGCGGCGGAAGAUGAAUCGGCAUAAAUACAGGAAGCUGCAAAAACGGACUAAAUUCUUGAAGAGGAGAGUGUUGGAAGGCAGGGGAAAGAAGAAGCAGAGACGAUUUGAGCAAGAUCUGAAAAAGAUUUGGAGGCGAGCUGGACUUAAGGCGGCCCCUGAGGGAUGGACUGCACCGAAAAUCUUCAUAAAACAGCACGGAAGAAAAAGGAACUGAGAAAUACUGACAGCUAUUCAGGUUUCUGUCACAUACUUCACACUGGAUGGCUCUGCACACCACACUUCAGACCAGUGCUGUAACAACCAGUCUAGUUUCUCUGCUUUUCAUCUUAACAAAAACAAUGAUGAGGCCAUAUUCCCAAUGUGUGCAGUAAUUCUUAGUGUGUACAUAAUCUAAUAAAGAUCUCUUUUCCAAGCCCAAGA
Molecule: messenger RNA, 1016 nt
Organism: Stegastes partitus (bicolor damselfish)
Lineage: Eukaryota; Metazoa; Chordata; Actinopteri; Pomacentridae
Gene: aurkaip1
Product: aurora kinase A interacting protein 1
Exons: 5
Coding region: 181-810 (209 amino acids)
Cellular component (GO): mitochondrion
Source: RefSeq, a predicted model, not a curated record